AUGCAAAUACUGGAAAAAAUACCAGAACAACAAGAUGAUGAGCAACCUUCCACAUCAUCACACUCGGUCUACCUUGAGAAGACCAUUGACCCAGAAGGAUCAAAUGACGAAGAAGAAGAAAGAGAGGAACUGCAGCAGGAGGAACAAUAUACUUCUUUAGCAAUACUGGAUUUGUCUGACCCAGCUAAUUGGCCAGCUGUUCUCUUGUCAGGAAAGGUCCUGCAAAGCAAAAAACUAACUUCAUUUUCCCCAAAGAUGCAGCGAAUAGACAUUUCACUAAAGCAAAUUACAAGCGACGGCUGCCAAACGGAGAAGAAACCUUUAGAAACUGGCUGGUUUAUUCUGUCAAAUUGA
Pelobates cultripes (western spadefoot toad) is the source of this 354-nucleotide messenger RNA. The record is from the annotation of a GenBank genome assembly. Lineage: Eukaryota; Metazoa; Chordata; Amphibia; Anura; Pelobatidae.